Messenger RNA from Cyphellophora attinorum, 717 nucleotides. RefSeq lists its product as uncharacterized. The transcript is spliced from 3 exons. NCBI's taxonomy places the organism in Eukaryota, Fungi, Ascomycota, Eurotiomycetes, Chaetothyriales, Cyphellophoraceae. The record is from RefSeq and is a predicted model, not a curated record. Bases 1 to 717 code for a protein of 238 amino acids.
AUGUCGACAGCAUUGAUCAUUGGCGCCGGUGAGCGCGUAGGACAAUCAGUUGCUGAUAAGUUCGCGAAAGCCGGUUACAAGAUUGCCGUGGCCUCGCGCUCCAACAAAGUCAAGGGCGACGGCUACAAAUUCUUCCCGUUCGAUGCGACCAAACCUGAGACCACAGCCGACCUAUUCUCAAAGGUCCGCAAGGACGUUGGAAUCCCAAGCGUGGUGGUCUACAAUGCAUACGGCGCCCGCUUCGGCACCGUUCGAAACCCCUUGGACCUGCCGAUCGACGACUUCAACGCCGACAUGGCCGUCAACGCGGCCAGUCCGUUCGCCAGUGUCGUAGAAGCCGUCAAGGGCUUCAAGGAGCUGAAGGCCGAAGGGAAGCUCGGAAAGAGUGGAGCGACGUUCAUCUUCACGGGCAACAUGCUGAAUGACACGGCUGGGCCAAACUUCAUGACUUUUGGCAUGGGAAAAUCUGCUGCUGCAUUCCUGAUCAAGUCUCUGGCGUUGGUGGAUUUCGCAGAUGAGCCAUUCAAAUUCUACUACGGCGACCAAAGACAUGCGGACGGGGAGCCGUUCUAUACCGGUCUCAGCGGCCCAGCCCACGCAGAUGCUUACUUUGAACUCGCACAGAAGCCGGAGCAAGGACCCUGGCAGUAUACAUUUGUCGAGGGUGCAGGAUACAAGAAAUUCCCGAAACCAGAGACUCUACGCAAGCCGCAGUGA